ACGCUUUCCUCUUCUUCCCCCUUUCCUUUCGAAAUUAGGGCUUCCGGGUUUCGCAGUGUUCUCCUUCAAUCCCCAGUUUGAAAAUGCCUCGCUACGAUGAUCGCUAUGGGAACACUCGUCUUUAUGUUGGCCGCUUGUCAUCCAGAACUAGGACCCGAGACCUUGAACGUCUUUUUAGCAGAUACGGAAGGUCUCUGGGAUUUUGCCUAACCUGGAGGUGUUUGAUGAAUGGGUGGACUUGGUGGAAAUUCUCGCCAAGUGUAUAGGGGGCGGGGCCGCCUUGGCGAUUCUGUUUGUAGAUUUUUUUUAUGUGUUUUGAUGGGAAUGGAGACUCAGUCUCAAAAUGGUGUUUAGAAGUACCUUAAAGUAAUGAUGGCCUUACUUUUCUGCCAACAAUUUCUUCCGCAGAGUGCGAGAUGUGGAUAUGAAGCGAGAUUAUGCUUUUGUUGAAUUUGGUGAUCCCCGUGAUGCUGAUGAUGCGAGACAUUACUUGGACGGGCGAGACUUUGAUGGAAGUCGCAUCACUGUGGAGUUUUCAAGAGGGGCACCUCGUGGUUCUCGAGAUUAUGAUAGCAGAGGCCCACCUCCUGGAGCUGGUCGCUGUUUUAACUGUGGUGUUGACGGUCAUUGGGCUCGGGACUGCACGGCAGGGGACUGGAAGAACAAGUGUUACCGUUGUGGAGAGAGAGGACACAUUGAGAGAAACUGCAAAAACAGCCCCAAGAAGCUUAGGCGGAGUGGAAGCUACUCCAGGUCACCUGUAAGAUCCCGUUCUCCUCGUCGUAGAAGAAUCCCAAGCCAGAGUCUUAGCCGAAGCCGAAGCUACAGCCGAUCACGAUCCCCGGUGAGAAGAAGAGAGAGGAGUGUGGAGGAGAGAUCACGCAGUCCUAAGCGAAUGGAUGACUCUCUAUCGCCAAGAGUCAGAGAUCGUAGUCCGGUUCUUGAUGAUGAAGGCAGCCCAAAGAUCAUAGACGGGAGCCCGCCACCAUCACCAAAGCUUCAAAAGGAAGACGGAUCAGACCGUGACGGUGGUAGCCCCCAAGACAAUGGAAAUGGCAGAAACUCUGUUGUCAGUCCUGUUGUAGGAGCCGGCGGUGACAGCCUGAAAGAGGACCAGAGCCCUAUUGAUGAUGAUUACGAGCCAAACCGUGCUUCCCCUAGAGGAAGCGAGUCCCCUUAACUUUGAUGCCUCAUGGCCUCUCAGGUUGCAGGCAUUGUAGCAUGUGUACUAUUGGAUCGACUGCUAGAUACUUCCUCUUUAAGUGUGUUUGCUUUAGACCCUUUUAAGUUGCAUGUUAUCAAGAGUUUUUCUAUUUAAGACAUAAUGUUGUGGCGUUUUUUGUUUCGGACAAGUUUUCAAAGAUUGUUAAAAGGAUUUAUAAAAGUUUCAAUUUGAGGAGAA
Arabidopsis lyrata subsp. lyrata is the source of this 1402-nucleotide messenger RNA. Its product is annotated as serine/arginine-rich splicing factor RS2Z33. Gene Ontology annotation, molecular function: zinc ion binding; mRNA binding. The record is from RefSeq and is a predicted model, not a curated record. Gene Ontology annotation, biological process: mRNA splicing, via spliceosome. The transcript has 7 exons. Bases 425 to 1180 code for a protein of 251 amino acids. Lineage: Eukaryota; Viridiplantae; Streptophyta; Magnoliopsida; Brassicales; Brassicaceae. Gene Ontology annotation, cellular component: nuclear speck.